Phycodurus eques (leafy seadragon) is the source of this 7548-nucleotide messenger RNA. It is a transcript of the gene dock7, whose product is annotated as dedicator of cytokinesis 7. Gene Ontology annotation, molecular function: guanyl-nucleotide exchange factor activity. Bases 94 to 6480 code for a protein of 2128 amino acids. Gene Ontology annotation, biological process: positive regulation of GTPase activity; small GTPase-mediated signal transduction; axonogenesis. The transcript is spliced from 51 exons. Lineage: Eukaryota; Metazoa; Chordata; Actinopteri; Syngnathiformes; Syngnathidae. The record is from RefSeq and is a predicted model, not a curated record.
UUUUCCCGUUUUCCCGUUGGCCGUAGUGAGUGAGUGGAAUUCGCUGGCUGCCUCGGUGGGAAUUUCGCUCAAGCACAUAGAGCGGCCACCGCCAUGGCUGAACGCCGCGCCUUCGCCCAGAAGAUAAGCAGGACUGUGGCAGCAGAGGUCAGGAAGCAAAUAGCCGGUCAGUAUGGGGGCUCCCCACAGCUCUUCAAGAACCUCAACACUGGGACCAUAACAAGUAACACAGUUCCACUCACGGAGGCAGUAGAACCAGUGGAUUUCGAGGAGUACCUCAUCACUCACCCUCCAAUUGUGGAGUCAGGACCCCUUAGAGAUCUGAUAGAAUUUCCCCCAGAUGAUAUUGAAGUCAUCUGCACACCCAGGGAAUGUCGCACAGUCGUCCAAGCCAUCCCAGAGGAAGGGGACACUGACCGUCAUGUGAGAGACUGUGCCAGAUCUUACACAGAGGACUGGGCCAUAGUCAACAGAAAGUACCACAAACUUGGCACAGGUUUUAACCCUAAUUCAUUAGAUAAACAAAAGGAGCGCCAGAAGGGCUUGCCCAAACAAGUGUUUGAGGCUGAUGAAUUACCGGACAGCAGCAGCUACCAAGAUGACCAGGAUGACCUAAAGCGGCGGUCAAUGUCCAUUGAUGACACCCCUCGGGGAAGCUGGGCUUGCAGCAUCUUUGACUUGAAGAAUUCCCUCCCUGACUCCCUCCUCCCCCAUCUUCUUGAUCGUGCCCCCAAUGAAGAGAUUGACAGACACAAUGAGGAUCAACGCAAGACCAACCGCCAUCGGGAACUCUUUGCUCUGCACCCAGCUCUUGAUGAGGAAGACCCUAUUGAGCGGCACUGUGUGCCUGAAGUUCCCAAAGAACAUUUUGGCCAGAGACUACUUGUCAAGUGCUUGUCCUUGAAGUUUGAAAUCGAAAUUGAACCCAUAUUUGCUAGUUUGGCUUUAUAUGAUGUCAAGGAAAAGAAAAAGAUAUCAGAGAACUUUUUCUUUGACCUGAAUUCCGAGCAGACAAAGGCAAUGUUGCGUCCACACAUUCAGACUGCAGCUAUUUCCACGUUAGCACGCUCUGCCAUAUUCUCCAUCACCUAUCCCUCUCAGGAUGUCUUCCUGGUAAUCAAGUUAGAGAAGGUCCUGCAGCAAGGAGAUAUUGGGGAGUGUGCUGAACCCUAUAUGGUCUUCAAAGAAUCUGAUGCUACCAAGAACAAAGAAAAAUUGGAGAAACUCCGCAGUCAGUCUGAGCAAUUCUGCCAACGCCUUGGUCGAUACCGCAUGCCAUUUGCUUGGACUGCCAUCCACCUAAUGAAUAUUGUCAACAGUGCUGGCAGUCUCGAGAGAGAUACUGAGCUGGAGAUGAGCCUUUCAGAGAGAAAGGGCUCAUGGUCAGAACGGCGGAACUCGAGCAUCAUGGGAAGACGGUCCCUGGAAAGAACCACCAGUGGAGAUGAAUCAUGUAGUCUUACUGGUUUCAGACCUGCGACUCUAACCAUCACCAACUUCUUUAAACAGGAGGGUGAUAGGCUGAGUGAUGAGGACUUGUAUAAGUUUCUUGCUGAUAUGAGAAGACCUUCCUCAGUGUUGAGGAGACUCAGACCCAUAACAGCCCAGUUGAAGUUGGACAUUUCUCCAGCUCCAGAGAACCCCCAUUAUUGUUUGACACCUGACCUCUUGCAGGUUAAACCUUACUCAGACAGUAGAGUGCGCCCCACCAGGGAGAUCUUGGAGUUUCCUGCCAGGGAUGUAUAUGUGCCAAACACCACAUACAGAAAUCUGCUGUAUGUGAACCCCCAGAGUCUCAACUUUGCCAAUCGCCAAGGCUCAGCCCGCAACAUUACAGUGAAAGUGCAAUUCAUGAAUGGAGAAGAUCCAAAUAAUGCUAUGCAGGUGAUAUUUGGGAAGUCGAGCUGUGCUGAUUUCUACAAAGAGGCUUAUACUUCUGUAGUCUACCACAAUCGAUCCCCUGACUUUCACGAUGAGAUCAAGAUCAAGCUUCCUGCCUCCCUAUCGGACCACCACCACAUUCUCUUUACUUUCUACCACGUCAGCUGCCAGCAGAAGCAGAACACAUUACUGGAGACCCCUGUGGGAUACACGUGGAUUCCCAUGUUGCAGAAUGGACGUUUGCGGACAGGACACUUCUGUCUUCCUGUGUCUCUGGAAAAACCACCACAGUCAUACUCUGUACUUUCACCAGAUGUUCCUCUCCCAGGGAUGAAGUGGGUGGACAACCAUCGUGGGGUAUUCAAUCUGGAGGUGGUUGCCGUUUCAACUAUCCAUACACAGGAUCAGUACUUGGAUAGGUUCUUUGCAUUGGUGCAUGCGCUGGAUGAGCACAUGUUCCCAGUCCGUAUAGGAGACAUGAGAAUCAUGGAAAACAACCUGGAAACUGAACUGAAGUCCAGCAUAGCAGCGCUGAACUCUUCCCAGCUGGAGCCAGUCGUUCGAUUCCUUCACCUUCUACUUGACAAGUUGGUGUUACUUGUGGUCCGACCUCCAGUUAUUGCUGGACAAAUUGUGAAUCUUGGUCAGGCAUCGUUUGAGGUUAUCGCAGCCAUUGUAAACCGUCUCCAUAAGUACUUGGACACCAGCCAGGACAUGCAUGGCCGCAACAGCCUGCUUUCUUCAUACAUCCACUAUGUCUUCCGGUUGCCCAGCACAGACCCCAACUCGCCUUCGCCAGACAUACAAUCAUCCUUAACAGGCCCCGGAGGGCUAGGAGGUUCUGUUCACUAUGCCACCAUGGCUCGAUCAGCUGUGCGACCAGCCAGUCUUAACCUAAACCGAUCUCGUAGCCUUAGCAACAGUAACCCCGACAUCUCUGGUACGCCCACCUCUCCUGAUGAUGAGGUUCGCUCCAUCAUCGGCAGCAAGGCCAUGGAGCGCUGUGGCAAUCGCAUGUCUUCGCACACAGAGAGCGCCAGUUUCUUGCAAACUUUAACAGGACGAUUGCCCACAAAAAAGCUCUUUCAUGAGGAGUUGGCCCUCCAGUGGGUUGUGAGCAGUGGAAGUGUCAGGGAGGGCGCACUCCAGCAGGCCUGGUUUUUCUUUGAGCUUAUGGUGAAGAGCAUUAUCCACCACCUCUACUUCGCCGAACGCCUCGAGUCACCCAGAAAGAACCGAUUCCCAGAGCGCUUUAUGGAUGACAUCACAGCGUUGGUCAGCACCAUUGCCGGAGACAUUGUAUCACGUUUCCAGAAGGAUCUGGAGCUGGUUGAGCGACUGAAUACAAGUCUAGCUUUCUUUCUCAAUGAUUUGCUGUCCGUCAUGGACAGAGGCUUUGUCUUCACCCUUAUCAGGACGUACUGGAAACAGGUGUCCACAAAGGUUUACACUCUCCAAAACCCGACAUUAGAGUCUCUGAGGCUGGAUUUUUUGAGAAUAGUAUGCAGUCAUGAGCACUAUGUCACCCUCAACUUGCCUUGCAGCUUGCUCACGCCACCUGCCUCACCAUCACCGUCUGUCUCUUCAGCAACUUCGCAGAGCUCUGGGUUCUCCACACAUGUUCAGGACCAAAAAAUAGCAAAUAUGUUUGAACUGUCUGUGCCCUUCAGAGAGCAACACUUUAUGGCUGGGCUGGUACUGUCAGAACUGUCUGUGAUACUUGACCCAGACAAUGAGGGGAUGUUUGGCUUGCAUAAGAAAGUGGUUAGUGUUGUACACAACCUACUGUCCAGCCAUGACUCUGACCCACGUUAUGCAGAUCCAGAGGUCAAAGCCCGAGUAGCUAUGCUGUACCUUCCUUUGAUUGGCAUUGUCAUGGAGACCCUGCCUCAGCUCCAUGACUUCACAGAAUCCCUUAACCAGUGGGGUCGACCAGGUGGGCCCCAGGGCGUCACUGUCGGCAGCAACGGAGAAGAUGUUGAGGCAGAAGGAAACAGCAUGAUUAAUCAGACUGUUGCCAUGGCCAUAGCAGGCACCACCACUACCUCUCCAAUGUCCAGACCAAGCAGCUUCUUGUUGAGUUCGCAGGCGAAUCGUCAGCAUGGAAGUUUCUCGGCCGAGUCAAGUCGCAGUCUGCUCAUCUGUCUGCUGUGGGUGCUUAAAAACGCAGAUGAGCUGGUGUUGCAGAAGUGGUUCACAGAUCUUUCAGUCUCACAGCUGAACCGCCUGUUAGAUCUCCUCUACCUCUGUGUCUCUUGCUUUGAGUACAAGGCCCAUGUUGUGUUCACCAUGCAGGGGAAGAAAGCUUUCGAGCGCAUGAACAGUCUGACUUUCAAAAAGUCUAAAGACAUGAAAGCCAAGCUGGAGGAGGCCAUCUUGGGUAGCAUCGGUGCCAGGCAGGAGAUGGUGCGACGCAGCCGUGGGCAGCUAGAGCGUAGUCCUUCAGGCAGUGCCUUUGGCAGCCAGGAAAAUCUGCGGUGGAGGAAGGACAUGACCCACUGGAGACAGAACAGUGAAAGAUUAGACAAGAGUCACAGAUCACUCAGGACAAGAGCAGAGUUGGAGCAUGAAGCACUUAUUGACGGUAACCUUGCGACAGAGGCCAACUUAAUCAUUCUUGAUACACUGGAGAUCAUUGUACAGACGGUAUCGGUGACAGAGUCCAAGGAGAGUAUCCUCGGUGGGGUGCUGAAAGUGUUGCUUCACAGUAUGGCCUGCAAUCAAAGUGCCCUCUACCUGCAGCACUGUUUUGCUACACAGAGAGCACUAGUGUCGAAGUUUCCUGAAUUGCUGUUUGAAGAGGAGACAGAGCAGUGUGCUGACCUGUGCUUGCGACUGCUAAGGAGCUGCAGUAGCAGUAUAAGCACCAUCAGGGCCCACGCCAGCGCCUCCCUCUACCUCCUCAUGAGGCAGAACUUUGAAAUUGGCAACAAUUUCGCUCGGGUGAAGAUGCAGGUGACCAUGUCGCUUUCAUCAUUGGUGGGAACAUCCCAGAAUUUUAAUGAGGAGUUUCUGCGUCGCUCUCUGAAGACCAUCCUUACUUAUGCAGAGGAGGACCUUGAGCUUCGGGAAACGACUUUUCCAGACCAGGUGCAAGACCUUGUUUUUAACUUGCACAUGAUCCUGUCUGACACAGUCAAGAUGAAGGAACACCAGGAAGACCCUGAAAUGCUAAUUGAUCUUAUGUACAGGAUUGCAAAGGGUUACCAGACGUCCCCAGACUUGCGGCUUACAUGGCUCCAGAAUAUGGCCGGAAAACACUCGGAGAGGAACAACAAUGCUGAAGCUGCUCAGUGUUUAGUGCACAGUGCUGCCUUGGUAGCGGAAUACCUGAGCAUGUUGGAGGACCGCAAAUAUCUCCCUGUGGGCUGUGUGACCUUCCAGAAUAUUUCAUCCAACGUGUUGGAGGAGUCUGCUGUCUCUGAUGAUGUGGUGUCACCGGAUGAGGAAGGCAUCUGCUCUGGAAAAUACUUCACUGAGCUCGGCCUUGUGGGACUCUUAGAGCAAGCUGCUUCAUCAUUCUCUUUGGCUGGCAUGUAUGAGGCAGUGAAUGAAGUCUACAAGAUACUGAUCCCAGUCCAUGAAGCCAACAGAGAUGCAAAGAAGCUAGCCACCAUUCAUGGUAAACUACAGGAAGCCUUUGGCAAAAUUGUCCAUCAGAGUACUGGCUGGGAGGAUGGGAAGAGGAUGUUUGGAACGUACUUUAGAGUUGGAUUUUAUGGUUCCAAAUUCGGCGACUUGGAUGAGCAGGAGUUUGUGUACAAAGAGCCAGCCAUCACCAAGCUGGCGGAAAUCUCUCACAGGCUGGAGGGUUUUUACGGGGAGCAGUUUGGAGAAGAUCAAGUAGAAGUCAUCAAGGACUCCAACCCAGUAGACAAGUGCAAGCUUGACCCAAAUAAGGCAUUCAUUCAGAUCACGUACGUGGAGCCCUACUUCGACACGUAUGAGAUGAAGGACCGCAUCACCUACUUUGACAAGAACUACAACUUGCGUCGUUUCGUCUACUGCACCCCCUUCACUCUGGAUGGACGUGCCCACGGGGAUCUGCAUGAGCAGUUCAAACGCAAGACCAUCCUGACCACCUCUCAUGCCUUCCCUUACAUCAAGACGCGUAUCAACAUUGUCCACAAAGAGGAGAUUAUUUCCACUCCUAUUGAAGUGGCCAUCGAGGACAUGCAAAAGAAGACGCAGGAACUUGCCUUUGCUACCCACCAAGACCCUUCCGAUGCCAAGAUGUUGCAGAUGGUCUUGCAGGGGUCAGUGGGCACCACUGUCAACCAGGGUCCUUUGGAGGUUGCACAGGUGUUCCUGUCCGAAAUCCCCAGUGACCCAAAACUUUACAGACACCACAAUAAGCUACGACUCUGCUUCAAGGACUUCACAAAGAGGUGUGAAGAUGCCCUGCGUAAGAACAAGAGUUUGAUCGGUCCUGACCAGAAGGAGUACCAGAGGGAGCUGGAGAGGAACUACCACCGCCUGAAGGAGGCGCUGCAGCCGCUCAUCAACAGAAAGAUUCCUCAGCUUUACAAACCUGUGCUACAGGUCAACUCACACAGAGAUUCUUUCAGCAGAUUGAGUCUUCGCAAAGUUGAAAUUUGAAGAUGAAGAACGUACAUACACACAAAGCAACACCAGAAGAUGCAAUAUUAAUUUAUUCUUGUGUAAAUAGUAGCGUGUUCCGAAUGGGUCACAGUGUUUGUUUCUGGCUUCAAGUGUUCCAACUUGGUACGUCAUUCCAGUGUCUUAACUUGUUUACACAACUCAGUCAGCAGGGUGAACAAGUGGAUCUGAUCUUAAAGAGACACCUUGACCUUUUAAAUUUGGGGAACAUUUUCCCCAGAGGCUGUGUUGAUAAUGUAAGCCUUUUGUCGAGAGGUACGAGACUCUGCUCGCUGUGAGCUCCCAAGCAACUGGUACCAAGAAUGUUGCCAUACCGUUAUUGGUUCCAAAAAGUGCCAAAAAAAAGUUGGUUUUUUUUGCCAAAUUCUUUAACAAACGUUGCAAAUGUCAAGGUGUCUUUUUAAUAAUGUAUGUGUUUUUUAAAAAAAAAUAAAUCUGUAUUUAAAGUGUGCACUUUUUUUCUGGUGUAGCAAUGCAUUUCACAACUUGAAAGGUAAGGUUAUGUGGGAGGGGUGGAAAAAUGAAAACGUACACAAAAAAAAGAUUAUUUAUCAUAUUGCUUUAUCACAUUUUUGUUAAAACUACAAUGUUUUAAAGUUAGGUACUGAAAUUGUAUAAUUUUAUGUAGUUCUGUUUUGUUAAUUUUAAAUAUUUUACUAAAUAAAUAUUUUAAUGUUCAGGCCUAUGCUGGUCAUAAAUUUGCCUCUGGUUAUCUGUUCAUGCCUCAUGCAAAACAUAUAUUUUACACACACUCAAAAUUAUUCGCUUAUCUGCCCUGGCUGAGAUAUGAAUUUAAGUGACAGCCCAGUCUGAAUCCUUAGGGUUUAAUAUGACAUUGGUCUGCCCUCUGCAGUUAUAACAUCUUACUCUUCUGGAAAGGCUUUCCACAAGGUUUAGGAGUGUGUUCAUGGGAAUUUAUGACAACCUUUCCAGAACCGCGUUUGUGCGGCCUGGCUCUCAGCCCUCCGCUCUAUUUCAUCACAGUGUUCUAUAGGGUUGAGAAUGCAGCCCUAUGGGUGGCACAAGUCAGUGCAAACUGUAGGCCGG